AUGGCUUUUCCAAGAAAUGUUGCAAUUUUUCUGCUUCAUCUUGUACUUCUUCCUAUUGCAUUUCAACAUUGUAAUGCAAAGGGCCUCAAACUUGAUUUCUAUAAAAAGACAUGCCCCGGUGCUGAGGCAACAGUCAAGCACAUGAUGACCGGCUUCAUGUCUCGAGCACCAACUCUUGCUGCUUCUUUUCUCAGAAUGCACUUCCAUGAUUGUUUCGUUCGAGGGUGUGAUGGUUCUGUGCUACUGAAUUCCACUAGGAAGAGCAAAUCCGAAAAAGAUGCAAUUCCUAACCAAACUUUGAGAGGAUUCCAAGUGAUUGACACCAUAAAAUCUGCACUGGAAAAGAAGUGCCCGGGUGUAGUUUCCUGUGCAGACAUCUUAGCCUUGGUCGCUCGAGAUGCAGUCUCAUUGCUCAAUGGACCAUUUUGGAUUGUGCCUUUGGGACGAAGAGAUGGAAGAGUUUCUUUAAUGAAUGAGGCCUUGGCAAAUCUUCCACCUCCAUUUGCUAACAUUACUGAACUCAAAGCAUCAUUUGCAGCCAAGGGUUUGAAUACAAAGGACCUGGCUGUCCUGUCAGGAGGACAUACAAUUGGAAAUGCUCAUUGCUUUGUCUUCAGCAGCCGUUUAUACAACUUUACCGGCAAAGGUGACACAGACCCUUCUUUGGAUCCCAAGUACAUUCCAUUCCUAAAGAAGAAAUGCAAGCCAGAAGAUGUCACUACACUUGUUGAAAUGACUCCUGGAACCGUUAAAUCCUUUGAUGAAGAUUAUUACACACUAAUAACAAAAGGAAGAGGGCUUUUUCAAUCUGAUGCUGCUCUUCUUGAUGAUAGGCAGACCAGGGCUUAUGUCAAACUUCAAGCCACUAGUCAUGGAUCAACUUUCUUCAGAGACUUUGCUGCAUCUAUGGUGAAAUUGGGUAAAGUUGGAGUUCUCACAGGAAAGGCUGGUGAAAUUAGGAGACAUUGUGCUUUGGUUAAUUAA
This is a messenger RNA of Coffea eugenioides, 984 nucleotides long. RefSeq names its product peroxidase 27-like. Gene Ontology annotation, molecular function: peroxidase activity; heme binding. Gene Ontology annotation, biological process: response to oxidative stress; hydrogen peroxide catabolic process. Bases 1 to 984 code for a protein of 327 amino acids. The transcript has 4 exons. Gene Ontology annotation, cellular component: plant-type cell wall; plasmodesma. The record is from RefSeq and is a predicted model, not a curated record. NCBI's taxonomy places the organism in Eukaryota, Viridiplantae, Streptophyta, Magnoliopsida, Gentianales, Rubiaceae.